UUCAAAGGAUCUCAAUUACAAAGCAAGAUGAAGGUCGCAGCUUUGGUCAUGCUAGCUCUAAGCUCUGUGUCCGCACUUGGUUCUGGACCUUAUCUACCCAGCGGUUGGAGGCCUGAAGGUCCGGCUUUCUAUCUGCCUUCAGAAACACAAAGACCUGCUGAGAAUCCAGUUGCAGGCGUAAUUCUUCAUGAAUCUGAAGCGUCUGGUUCUGACGCACUUCGUGAAUACGGCCCACCAAAGGUCGGUGAGAUUUCUCUUGAUGUGUCCCAAAAUUUGGUUCAACAAGGCCUUCCAGAUACUGUCAUUGAACAAGUAUUUGGAACUAUUGAAGUAAACGAAGCACGAAAUAUUGCUGAUGGAGACUUUACGGCUGACAUCAUAGCUGAAACUGCAUUAGACAUUGAAGGAGCUGUAACUGAACCGCAGUUCAUUCAAGAACAGACAACUCUCAGUGCCGAAGUGCCAAUUUUAGUGAUUCAAGAAAGCACUGGAGAAAAAUUAUAUUCAACUUUUGAAUAUGAUGUGACACAAGUUACUGAUGCUUCUGUACAGGAAAGGGAGUUGCAAGAAACAGACAGCUCUGCAAAUGAAUCGCAAGAUGUUGAGAAACAGAAUUACGAAAUUGUACAGUUUGGAACUGAAUCGAAUGUCCCACGUAUAGAUGGAAUAGAAGAACAGGCUGUUGCUGAAGUUGCUGAAAAUAUCCCGGAAGUUUUAGCGAAUUUGGAAAAUGAGAUUUCUGCACAGGUUGAAUCUAAAUCAUCACAAACAUCGAUUGAGGAAAAUGCGUUUGGAUCCUUAAAGCAAGCUCCUGAAGGCUUUCUUGAGUAUGGACCUCCAGGUUUCAAGGAAUAUGGACCACCCAAAGAACUGAGCAACCUGGUAAAUGUUGAGGAGAAACCAGUAGUGGCACCUAUUUUUGAAAUAAGUAAUCAAAGUAGAAGAAGAAGAUUCUCACCAAAAUUUAGGAUUGUCAAAAUUUCUCCCAAGCACUAGGACCCUUCUUAUCUCAGCGAAGCAACAGGAGUGAUUUAUAUAUUGACAAAGGAUUUUAAUUUUAUUAUAUGGUGUAUUUUUUGUAACAUAACAACAUACAUAACAUGAGUUAAUUAUAUCGAAUAAAUGAUUGUAAAUGA
Molecule: messenger RNA, 1136 nt
Organism: Leptidea sinapis
Lineage: Eukaryota; Metazoa; Arthropoda; Insecta; Lepidoptera; Pieridae
Exons: 8
Coding region: 28-996 (322 amino acids)
Source: RefSeq, a predicted model, not a curated record